Molecule: messenger RNA, 1785 nt
Organism: Botrytis porri
Lineage: Eukaryota; Fungi; Ascomycota; Leotiomycetes; Helotiales; Sclerotiniaceae
Exons: 3
Coding region: 1-1785 (594 amino acids)
Biological process (GO): transmembrane transport; carbohydrate transport
Cellular component (GO): plasma membrane
Molecular function (GO): carbohydrate:proton symporter activity
Source: RefSeq, a predicted model, not a curated record
AUGGGGAUGUUCAAUAAGAAGAAGGAGGCUACAGAGUCAGCUGUUGUCUCUGACAAAAACCUCAGCAGCGCAGAGGGAACACCAGCAGCACACACCCCAGCCGAUACUCCUCGUGUCGCUAGAUCCUUAAAUGGUUCUGCGCCAGAACAUCAUGAUGUCUCUCCUGGAGAAGCACUCGACGACCUUCCAGCCACUAAGUUGGCCAUUACUCUUGGUGCUAUCGCGUCUAUUGGUGGUUUCAUGUUCGGUUAUGAAUCUGGUCAAAUUUCAGGUUUCGUACAAAUGUCCGAUUUCUUAGCUCGAUUUGGUGAAAAUGGCGAACUCUCUGCUGUCCGUCAAGGAACCAUUGUCGCCAUUCUCUGUGCCGGUACUCUCGUUGGAUGUCUUAUAUCUUCUUACCUCUGCGACAAAAUCGGCCGUCGUUACACCAUCUCCAGUUCCGCAUUCUUUUACAUUAUUGGUGUUAUUAUCGAAAUUACUUCAACUACUCACUGGGUUCAAUUCGCCAUGGGAAGAUUCACUGCUGGUUUGGGUAUUGGUGCUUUGAGUACUAGUGUUCCUAUGUACCAAUCCGAGUCUGUGCCUAAGAACAUUCGUGGUGCCGUCGUUUCCAGUUAUCAAUUGUUGAUUACUCUUGGUAUCUGGACUGCUUACAUGAUCAACUACGGAACUCACUCUACCUACACCAACAGUGCUCAAUGGCGUAUUCCCAACGGUCUCUCUGCACUCUGGGCCAUCUUCCUCGGUACCGCUGUCCUCUUCAUGCCUGAAUCUCCUCGUUUCGCAUACCGUAUUGGACGUGAAGACGAAGCCCGCAAAAACAUGGCUCUCCUUAACGGUGUCGACCCUUACUCCCCACUCAUCGAUGCCGAAAUUUUCGAAAUCGAAAGUAAGCUCGCAGCCGAGAGAGAAGGUGGUGAUCACCCAUGGUACGAAAUUUUCACCGGACCAAGAAUGUUGUACCGUACACUUCUCGGGAUGGUUCUUCAAGCUGGUCAACAAUUGACUGGUGCUAACUUCUUCUUCUACUACGGUACUACCAUUUUCAAGUCUGGUGGUAUCUCUGAUUCCUAUGUUACUUCUAUCAUUCUUGGUUCUGUCAACGUCGUCGCUACCAUUGGUGGUCUCUGGAUUGUUAAGAACUGCGGUCGCAGAAAGGCUCUUAUGGUUGGUGCUGCCGAGAUGUUCGUUUGCAUGUUGAUCUACUCCUUCGUCGGUCACUUCAAAAUCCAAGGACAAGCCGAUGCCAAGGCUCCUGGUGCCGUUCUCAUCUGUUUCACAUGUAUCUACAUUGUUGGAUUCGCUACCACUUGGGGACCAUUGGUUUGGGCUAUUGUCGGAGAAUUGUACCCAGCCCGUUACAGAGCUUCCUGCAUGGCUCUCGCUACCGCAUCCAACUGGCUCUUCAACUUCCUCAUCUCUUUCUUCACCACUUUCAUCACCAACGAUAUCGAUUACUAUUAUGGUCUUGUCUUCGCCGGUUCUCUCUUCGCUCUCUUCUGGAUUGUAUUCUUCUUCGUCAUCGAGACCAAGGAUCGUUCUUUGGAGGAAAUUGACACCAUGUACGUUCUCCACGUCAACCCAUUGACAUCCGCCAGCUGGGACCCCAGGUCUCUUGGUGCCGAAGGUGUCAACGGUGUUGAUACCGAUCGUAUGUUCUUGACCAAGGGUGGAAAGGAUAUCAAGAAGAGUGAGAUGGCUGGUCGACCAAUGUUGGAGCAUGACGAGAGGAUGUUCCCCGAGACUGCUGCUCAUGAAAACAAGCCUGAGAUUAUGAACGCUUAA